Messenger RNA from Leptinotarsa decemlineata (Colorado potato beetle), 1104 nucleotides. RefSeq names its product juvenile hormone esterase. NCBI's taxonomy places the organism in Eukaryota, Metazoa, Arthropoda, Insecta, Coleoptera, Chrysomelidae. Gene Ontology annotation, molecular function: hydrolase activity. The record is from RefSeq and is a predicted model, not a curated record.
GUAAAAUCCAAGGAUUUAUAUUGGAAAGUGGUUCGCCUUUGUCGCCGGUAGCCAUACAAGAUGAUCCAAGACAUUUUGCUUUUUCAAUGGGGAAGGUUCUAGAUUCAACUUUCAAAUCAAACAGAUCAGAAGACCUUCUUGAUUUACUGCUGAAAACUCCAGCUAUACGUAUAUCAGAGGCUGAUGUCCCGAAUGACAGAUAUACUGCUAAAGUAUUAGCUCGAAAUAUCAUUUGGACACCUACUAUUGAAAAUGGAGGUAACCCCAGUGCUGCUGUAACGAAGCCCAUGCACGAAGCCCUAAUAAUCGGAGAUUUCAUCCAAGCACCAUUGUUGACAGGUUUUUGUUCAGAAGAAUUCAGAAUCUUUUUUAAGAAUCUGACUGUUGAGGAAAUCGCAAGGAUAGGAGGCUCAUAUGAUCAAAAUGCAAGUUAUAUUAUAGAUUCAAGACUGCAUGUGGCAGACAAAGAUGUGGGAAUUGCGGCUUCAAAAUAUAAAUCUAUUUAUACGAAUGGAACAUUCAAGAAUGAUCCUGGAGCAUUCAUUAGGUUCCUGAGUGGUGAUACAUUCAUUACACCUGCAAGUCGCCACGCUGAACUGGCUUCGAAGUUUUCUCCAGUUUAUUUAUAUCAAUUUUCAUAUCAAGGUGUGAUGGACGGUCUUUUAUAUUUACCCAAUGUAACAGGAACAGAGUCGGUUGCACAUACGGCCGAAUUAAAGUAUUUUUUUGAAGGAGUAGCAGGACAUGCAGGUGAUCCUACCGACUACCCCGAAUCCGAUCAAUUGACAAUGAAAAGAUUAUUAGUUUUGUGGACCAACUUCAUCAAAUACCAGAACCCAACACCAAAUUUAAAUCCAACCUUAGAAAACAUAGUUUGGCCACGUGUCCGAGGAGAUAAUAUACAGUAUUUGAAUAUCAAUCACACUUUGGAAAUACUAUCGAAUCCAAAAUCCUAUGAUGAUGUGAAAAGAGUUCUCAAUAAUUACAUGAAUCCUCCACUGGUGGUGUUUUGACAUCUUGACGGUAAUCAGUAAAUUUUGAUUGAUUGUCUCAAAUAUAUUUAUAAUACAUGCCUUCAAUAAAGUCUACGUUAUUUCAGAAUGA